GGCAGGAGGAGGAGGAGGAGGAGGAAGAGGAGGAGGAGGAGGAGAUGUGCCUGAACCUUGGUGGGGAAGAAUCCACAGGGCUGUGAGCCGUCCAGACAGAAGCAGAGAGAGGACCGUGAGAGCUGUCUCCCUCUCCUCUUCCUCUCCUUCUCUGUCUCUCUGUCUGUCUCUCUGUCUCUGUGUCUCCUGGUCCCCACCCCCUGGCUCUUUGACUCUGGGGUCUCCCCCCACCCCCCUGGCUACCCUCGGACCGCCCCUCUCCACGCUCCAGCGCUGACCCUGUCCACCGGCCGGGAAGGAGGUGGAGGAGGAGGAGGAGGAGGAGGAGGUGGAGGAGGAGGAGGAGGAGGAGGAGGAGGAGGAGGAGGAGGAGGCGCCCAGCCACCAGGAGAGAACAUGUCGGAAGUGCUGCCUUAUAACGAGGAGAAGCUGGGGCCCUAUGGGGACGGGGGAGACGUGGGUCAGAUUUUCACCUGCCGCCUCCAGGACACCAACAACUUCUUUGGGGCGGCGCAGAACAAGAGGCCGCCCAAGCUGGGGCAGAUCGGCCGGAGCAAGAGGGUUGUUAUUGAAGAUGAUAGAAUUGAUGACGUGCUGAAAAAUAUGACAGACAAGUCACCUCCUGGUGUUUAAAUCCCCCAAAGACACUGAGAUGAGGGAGAAAAAAUAAUAAUGAUUACAACGUAACACGUUAUUGGCAAAAAAAAAAAGCACUUUGAAAUCUUCAUUACUAGCCUGCGAUUCACAAUGCAACCAACAACCUGUAUCUUUUAUCAGGCUUGGAGACAGAAGAGGUGUGAGAAGGAUAGCAAGGAAACAUGGCUGUAGGGACCUCUGCAAAAAAAAAAAAGAAAGAAAAAAAGGAAUAAUAUAUAUAUAUAUAUACAUAAUGAAAUAAAAAAGUAUCAGUUGCAGCUAUUUGUCUAAAUUAAUAUCCAUUUCUUUUUAUAUACAGUGAAUAUUGCACAAUUCUAGAUCUGGAUUUCAAACCACUCAAAUAAUGCAGCAGCAACUACACGGUGUUUUGAGACUUUGGCAUUCUUUGCUAAUCUGGCUGUUCCAAAUAAGCACCUUGUUUACAUGAUUUAAUCUUGCAAAAAUGAUUCCGUGCACUUGGAUGUGAAAUGCUGUCCGUUUAAUUUUUUUAUGUUGAUAUCUUUGGAUGUAAAAAAAAAAGACUUAUAUAUAUAGAUAUUCUAUUUCAUUUUAGGCACAUUUUAAGGUAUUGAUGGAAUGUGUGAACCACAAAACUUUUAUAAGGAAUGACACAUAGGAAGAAUUAUUGUUUUAUUUUUAAAUGAAUUGUAAAGCUUGUAUUUCUUUGUUGCUGCAAGCAACCUGCUCAAGUUAAUGCAAAUGGACACAUUUUAUAUGUUAAAAAUAAGCUCAGCUUUUUCUAAUUCCCAUGCAGUCUGUUGUGUGAGCAACCCUGUUUUUUCCCGAUAUUGUGGCAGUUUAUUCUCUUUAAUAGACUGUAAAAAAUGUAAUCACAAGAGUGCCAAAUAUCUUGAAAUGCCAAAAGGCAGUUUGGUUUCUUUUUUUUUUUUGUGCUCUCCGAGUCCAUGUAAAGUAAUGCUUUUGGUCUCUUUUCUGUUAUUUAUAGGGCUCUCUCUUAAGGCAGAACAGCUGCUUAUUUUGCAUGAUAUGUGCAAAAAUGCCUCUUGCGUGAGGAAAUCUUUUACCGUUUUUGUUUGCAACUUUGGAUGACAGACCUCAAGAGGUUUUUUUUUCUCUUCUUUUCUUAAUUCGAUAUUGUGUAUGUUGCACCUUUAACCACUAUACAGGGCUAUUUCUGCAAUGUACAAUAAAAAAACGAUCCAUUCCUGUGUCUAA
Ornithorhynchus anatinus (platypus) is the source of this 1833-nucleotide messenger RNA. It is a transcript of the gene CAMK2N1, whose product is annotated as calcium/calmodulin dependent protein kinase II inhibitor 1. Bases 397 to 633 code for a protein of 78 amino acids. The transcript is spliced from 2 exons. Gene Ontology annotation, molecular function: protein kinase binding; calcium-dependent protein kinase inhibitor activity. The record is from RefSeq and is a predicted model, not a curated record. NCBI's taxonomy places the organism in Eukaryota, Metazoa, Chordata, Mammalia, Monotremata, Ornithorhynchidae. Gene Ontology annotation, biological process: negative regulation of protein kinase activity.